Molecule: messenger RNA, 5644 nt
Organism: Megalopta genalis
Lineage: Eukaryota; Metazoa; Arthropoda; Insecta; Hymenoptera; Halictidae
Cellular component (GO): cytoplasm; COPII-coated ER to Golgi transport vesicle
Molecular function (GO): glycerophospholipase activity; metal ion binding
Source: RefSeq, a predicted model, not a curated record
UGCUGACAUAACAUGUGUGUCGUAUCGUGGUAUGGUGAAUUGAAAGUGUUUUUUUGCAAUUCGUAGUUUAGUUAUCUUUUGAUGGCAGUGUUUACGUGCCGCGUGGUGCCAACGUCACUGUAAAUAUGAGUGGUGCAUCACGUCAAGUCAAAAAUCCGUUGCUGUCAGCAGCCGGUGGCUUUUCUUUAGAAAAUUAUGCAGAAAAUGCGUUGCUGGUUCCAGUUACACCUACUGCAUCUGCCGUGCUCCAAGAUGAUGCUGAACCGGAGGAGAUCGUAGGAAAGGUACCAGUGAAUUCGCACAGUUCGACUACAGCGGCGAGUUCGGCCGAUGCGGAUUCCGAAUUCACGCCUAUACCUUUGCACACGGAGGAGCCCAAGCCUCCGGAGAAUCAGCCGGUGAAGCAGAGCUACUUCACCUCGAUACUUUCGUCGCUACCAAAUUUGUCGUUAUCGUCGAUCACCGGGGACACUCCGGGGUCUCAAGCAAGCCAAAGUUUCGAGACCAAUCCGCAAGAUCGAAAUCCUCAUUUGCCACCGUUCGAUCACCGUGAUCCGUUGACGGACACCACGCCACCCCCUGUCCCUAAUUUCUACGAACCCCGUUCCACAAAUUUCGCGAGAUCCGGCGACGUUUAUCCCGGAAGCAGUUCCAGUUUACCGGCACCGCCGCAACCGCCUACUGCUCCGCCUACUAUUCCUACGUCGGGCGACGGCCCGAUUUCGUACCGACUUGGCAACCAGAGGCGCCUGAAAUACGCGCCGCCGCCCGAAUUGACGUCGAGCACGUCGAAACAAUAUUCAGCCCCAGCGGUGCAGCCAGUGUUCACCCCGCAGUCCGUCGUGCCACUGAGCAUCUUCAACCCGAACGAGCCGAUAGCAGCACCGGUGCAGGCCUACCAGCCGGUCGAAGCUCUAGCGGCGACGAACUCGCCCUCGAUCGAACGAUCAACCCCCGAGCAGCUGUCCCAAGCCAACUCGUUGCAAGAGUCCUUCCGGUCGAGUCCGGUCGCAUCCGCGGUCUCCUACAGCUCGACCGGGACCCCGCGAAGUGCCACACCCCAGAGUCCGAACUCCGGCUACGAGAGUGUGCCUUUAAGGACAGCAGUUCCCCAAUCGUUGUCCCGACCGAUUCCUCACACAGUCCCGGAGACUGUCACCCCGCAGAACACGCCUGUGAACUUCUCUUUCCCCGUGUUCGAGACUUACCCUAUUCAGCCGGACUUUCUGACGCCGACCAGCACCGAGAAGGACGCCGCAAGGAGCGGCCCGAGUCAGGCGGACGACGCACAUGUCGCGAGGAGCAACGCGCCCACACCUGGAGCGAAGCCGGCGGUAACGUUCGCCCCGAGCUCUGCGAUCCAGAUUUCGGAGAAGUUGGAGCACUUGCUGCAAGAGCGAAAGGAAGAGUCCUCGAAGUUAGCCACCGAGGAGUUAGAGAAGACUGCUGCGGAAGGCGCGUUGGAAGCUUUCGAAGCUGUGGGACCGCGCGAGGUUGGAGAACAGAGCUGUUCGCCGAAGGCGGAACCUGCUUUGCCACCCCCGCGAGAAAGUCCCGCGUGUCCUGAACAGCAACUCGUGGACUUGAAGCCGGAGGCUGCUCAGAGCCAUGCUGCGCCGUCGAACGUGCCAUCUUUCCCACAGUUCCAGCAGCAGGCUUUCCCGCUGACCUCUAGCUUCCUUCCAGAGCCGGCUCAACAGAGGUCGAGCCUGAAUUAUCCGCUGGAGACCUCGAGCUCCAGCGCCUUCGCCGAGUCCCAAAGAUCGGUCCAACCAGCGAGCUCGUUCUUCGAGUCGCAGGACCUCGGACAGUUCCCGCCUCCGCCGUUCAACGAAAGCAACGCCGAUCCGCAGCUAGCGAUCGGCUCGAGGAACGACCCGCAGCAACCAUCGUCGUCCACUGGUCUCUACUCUUACUUCGACAAUCCGACGGUCGCUUCUUCUCAAGCGUUCUGGAGCACCGGUCCAGCUUCUAAUGCCGGGACUGCCGGCGCGACAGGUAGCACUCAGCUUGCCCCACCGCCGCAGCUCUACAAUCCUCUGCAAUUUCAAAGCGAACUGCACAAACCACCGGCACCGAGAUUCCAGCCGUACGUGUCUCCUUUCGUGCAGUCGUCGCAGCUGCCAGUGAACCAGGCUCAACAUUACUUCGGGAGCGCGCUUGGUCCGCCGCAAACGUACGACGCGGCGGCCGAAAACGACACCAUAUUCCCGCCCAUGCCACCUGGGAUAACGAAUGUGCCCGAACCGACGGGUACCGCCACUCUGAGUCCAGUUCAAAUGUCAAUUAAUCCGCACGGACACCGCACCACGCCGGACAGCAUCGCGCCCGAUUCGCAAAUCCUGUCGGUGGAUCCCUCAGAGAAACGCAUGCAGUACAGAGCGGUGUAUCAUCAUUGGUUCUAUCGCAAAGAGGUGGAACACAAAGUGUUAUGGCUUCCGUUUUCCAUGCAAGAUAGCUUGCGCUUGGAAGAAGUUCAUAAUUCCAGCGAAAUUACCCCCGAGAUUACGAUCGCUACCGAUGGCGGUCGUUACGAUGUCGACAUUUUACGACGCCAGCGAUCUCCCGUUUAUUGGACCGGGGCAUCGACGGAAGUGCGACGGUGCUCUUGGUUCUACAAAGGUAGCAACGAGUCGGUCUACACCCCCUACGAGGAGAGCAUCGCGGCGAAAUUAGAAGAGGAGUACAAGGUGGCCUGUAUGACCAAUAGAUGGAAUCGCAGGAUCGAUCUGAACAAUGGGGAAUACAUCAUUUUCCAUGGAGCCACGGUCCAAUUGCAUUAUACGACAUCCUCGCCGGAGGCGUCGGGGACCUGGGGCAAUACCACGGAGGACAGUGCAUAUUUACAGGGUGCUGCCAGUAGGCCACGGACAAUAAAAAGGGGCCUCGACGAAUUCCACAUCGAAGACGGCGAGCCUGAGAAAGUGGAUCAUCUCCUGUUCCUUGUUCAUGGCAUUGGAAGCGUGUGCGAUUUGAAGUUCCGAAGCGUCGAAGAAGUCGUUGACGAGUUCCGAAGCAUAGCGCUGCAGUUGGUUCAGUCGCAUUACCGUACAGCCAGCGAGCAAAGAGUGUUGAACAGGAUAGAACUUUUGCCGGUCUCCUGGCAUACAACUCUCCAUUCCGAAGACACCGGGAUCGACAAGAAGUUACAAGCCAUCACGCUGCCGAGUAUACCUAAGCUACGAUUCUUCACCAACGACACGCUGCUCGACAUACUUUUCUACACCAGCCCCGUCUAUUGCCAGACCAUAAUGCAUACAGUCGGCAACGAGAUCAACAGGCUGUUCACACUGUUCAAAGACAGGAAUCCGGACUUCGACGGCGGAAUUUAUUUAGGCGGCCACUCGCUGGGUAGCUUGAUUCUGUUCGAUCUUCUGUGCCAUCAGAAGCCAUUGUCCGAGGAGAAAUCGAGCGCCGAUGACAACGAAACGACCGAAGAAAAAAACGAAGAAGACAACGACAACAGGCGAUUAAGCUCGAAACGAGUCAUAAGGAGACGCCGUAGUAAAAAAAUAAGUUACGUAAUGGGUGCUGCUGGGACCGGUCAGCCUUAUAUACAUUAUCCGCAAUUGAAUUUUCAACCACGUGCCUUCUUCGCUCUCGGUAGUCCGAUCGGAAUGUUCGUGACAGUUCGGGGCAUUGACAUGCUUGGUGAAGACUUUGUCUUACCGACGUGCCCGGCGUUCUUCAACAUAUUCCACCCAUUCGAUCCCGUUGCGUACAGAGUCGAGGCACUGAUCAAUCUGGAGGCCAGCAAGUAUCGGCCAAUGUUGAUUCCUCAUCACAAAGGCCGAAAACGAAUGCAUUUAGAAGUUAGAGAAAUAAUGGCCCGCGUCGGAGCGGAUUUGAAGCAGAAGCUGCUCGCCUCCGUGUGGAACACGUGGAACUCCGUUUACAGCCUGGCAGGAUUUAACAGACCAGAUAAUAGCGCUCUGGAGAAAGAAAUUGACAAGGUGGUGGAGGAACAAUUACAGGAUACACCGACUGUGUCAGACCAUCAAUCCACCGAUGAUGGUGGUGCUGACUUUAAAGUAGGUCAGCUGAAUGGUGGACGAAGAAUAGACUACGUCCUCCAAGAAGCACCGCUAGAAAGUAUCAAUGAGUACAUCUUUGCUGUGGGGAGCCACGUCUGCUACUGGGAAUCUGAGGACACCAUGCUGAUGAUUCUAAAGGAGAUAUAUGGCUCCCAGGGCAUUCAGACAGAUGCUCAGCUGCCUCAGCACACGAUUCCGAUGGAACGAGCCACCCCGUCGCCAUCUUUGGCCCCGUCGUCACCCACGUUUAGUAAAAAUAGCGUAACCUCACCUGUACCUGGCAUAGGAAUAGAUCCUACUGCACCAGCAUCGAGCAAACUCGUCGGUCCACCUCCGAUGUGUGGAUUUGUUAAGAAGUCAUGAUUAAAAAAGAACUGUUUGGACGUUGAAGAGUUCAGGUAAAAUUCAAGGUGACGCGACGGUGUGUAACGAAUUGCGAGUGAUCGGGUUGGUGCAGGCGUUGUACCUGACACGGAUAUGCGAAGCAUGAACUGUAAGGAUAGUGGAAUCAAAGUUUUUCAUUCGUAAGUUACGAUAGAAUAUUUUAUUAGUAUAUUGAUCGGGUUGUUCCAUAAGUUCCAGCUGUUUAUUGCUCUGCUAUUUCAAUUAAUAAUUGUGAUACAAUUGUUCGCUCGAUGUUUUCGACAUAGACAUUAUGUGCAGUCACUAUAAAAUCGUUGAGAGUUUUCGUUAUCAUAUUUCUGAAUGUUCCAAUUGAUUGGAGGAUAUUUUUCUAAGAAUAUUUUGUUGCGCAAAUAUGCCAUCUUUAGACUGAACUCUGUCAUCUAUACCUAGUCACAUCAGUCGAUCAUCGUCUUGUGCUUACUUAACACACUGUGAAUAGUAGAAACUUAUUCUUGACGUGAAUUUAUGGGACGACCAAUGUACCACGUUAUCGUUCCACGAUAAUGGAUUGUUUCUUUUUUUACGUGCUUUGAGAGACGAACAAUUAACUCUUGGAUAACUUGGAUCAACUUCGACCCAUCGUUUCCGAAUGUUUCAUUGAGUGGCAGAACUUCUGGCUGUGUUCUGAGUCAGUUCGUGCUAGGUGCAAUAAACGAGGAUUUUAAGAAACCACCUUAAAAAAUAUUUCUAAACGAUAGUGUUGAACGAACAUCCCAAAUAGAUCUAGAUAGAUUGAAAUCGAUCUGCUGGCUGUACUGUUGUUAUUAACGUCCGGUGUUCAAGAGUUAAUUAAUUGUCGUCUCGGGAAUCGGCCUACACGAGGUAUCCGAAGCACAAAUUCCGCAAUAAUGCAUCAAAGAAAGCUAGAAGAGUAAUGUAACGUUAUCGAAUUCGAUCAUGGAUUUUAUCGAUCGACUUCUCAUAUUUGCGAUUCGCAGUUUUUGGCAUAGUAGAAAAUAUUUAUAGCACUCACCGAAUGAAAAAAAAAGAACGAAUACACGCAAAGUCAGACUUACUAUUAUGGGAUAAAGAUUAUGAAGACUAUUCAUAUUGUUUAUUGUAAAUAUAUAUAAUAUAUGAAUGAAUAUAUAUGAAAUGAUAUAUAUAUAUAAUUUUUUUCAGAAUUAUCUUGCAUUGAGAAUGGGAAUUUAAGUGUAACUUUUCGGAAGUGCAAAGAUUUUAAUAAAAACACGUUAUUCUUAUAA